AUGUGUGUCGCUCAUACUAAAAUGAUUAAUGUUUGGUUAAUGAUGAUAAAUAAAAGUAAUAUUGUUAGUAACAACAAUAGCAAUAACAAUAAUGGUUUACGUUUUGACAAUAGCAAUACAAAGUUGAAGCAAUUUAUCAUUACAAAGAUCAUUAAUGAAUCUUAUCUCUAUCAAUUCAAUGAGAAUGAUCUACAAUACUUAAUGUUAUUGUUUAUUGAUCUUAGUGAUGAUGAAAUAUUAAAUUCAAUAGAUUUAUUACAUUAUUUAAUAAUGUUUAUUGAAUUACAAGUUGAUAAUUGGAAUUUUAAGAGUAAAUUACAAGAGUGUAUUUCCGGUUAUCUAAAUAGAUUCCAUCAAAAGUAUUAUAACGAUAGGAAUGUCUAUAAUUUUGAAAUCAGAAUAAGGCUGAUUAAGAGUCUCAAUCAGAUAUUGUUGGUCAGUGGUGGAGUAGGUACUCGUAUCAUUAAUUCGCUAUUAUGUUUUUGUUCCAAUUCCAUACUACGAUCGAUUCUCCUUAGUUGUCUCUACUACUUCUUGCCAGAGAAAAACCCUCUAAACAAUGAAGCUCAACUCGCCAACACCACCAUCCCAGCAAUAAGCUCAACGACAUUCGACCACAUUCCAACCUACAUCGAAGUCUACAAGACUAUAAACACUCUAUUCGGUAUAGAAUCAGAGUGUAUCAAUAUAAUAAAUAAUAAUAAUAAUAUCAACAGCAAUAACAACAAUAGCAAUCAAAAUAAUAACAAUCAACAUCCAAUUCCAAUUUUAAUUAAAAUAUAUCUUACACUUUCCAUCAUUGAUAAUAAUCCCAAUGCAAUAAAAUUAAUCAAUAGUAAUAUAUUUCAAAUAAUAUUCGAAUUCUUAAUUAAAUGUAUAGAGAAUAAUAUAUAUAUUGGUAACUCAUUAAAGACACUAUUGUUGAUAAAGAAUAGUUUUGUUAUUAAUGAUAGAAAUAUUGGUAUGGUUCGUGAUAGUCUUCCAAACAAUGUUGGCUAUCUAAUUAUCGUUAUUGACUUGUUUGGUUCGCUGCUUACCGAUGAGAGUGUCGCUGCUAUUUUCAAAUCGCUAAGCGACAAGUCAAAGCAAGUAUCUCACCGAGUACAAAUCUCUGUUUCUGGAGUUGUCGCUGCAGUGUUUGUCAAGUGCUGCUUACGAUGCUUAUUGGUUGGCAGUUGCACCGCUGCUAUCUCAAAGCCAGGUGGAGCGUCGCAUUCAGGCACUUCUGGAAACCGCUCCGCAAAGUGCAUAUCAUUUCCUUCAAAACUCAAUUUUUCCAAACGAAUCGUUCAAAUUCCUUUUGGACAACAUCAACUUCUCACCUGCUGCCAGUGA
This is a messenger RNA of Heterostelium album PN500, 1335 nucleotides long. RefSeq lists its product as uncharacterized. The record is from RefSeq and is a predicted model, not a curated record. The coding region runs from base 1 to 1335 and encodes 444 amino acids. NCBI's taxonomy places the organism in Eukaryota, Evosea, Eumycetozoa, Acytosteliales, Acytosteliaceae. The transcript has 6 exons.